AUGUCGUCUAAGCACUUCAUCAACGACCCAACCAAGUUGGUCAAUGACGCACUCUUUGGCAUCACCCUUGCCAACCCCGCAGUCGCUCUCGAUGCCGACAACAAGACCAUCUACCGCCGGCCAAAUCUCAAUGGAAGCAGUCAAGUCUCCCUUCUAAGUGGCGGUGGUUCUGGCCACGAGCCCUCCUUCGCUGCAUUCGUGGGAGAUGGCUUAUUGAGUGCGGCCGUCGCUGGCACCAUCUUUGCAUCUCCCAAUACAGAGCAGGUUCGCAAAGCAGUCAUGGGUCUUGUGGACUCAACUCGAGGCGUUCUUGUAAUCGUCAUGAACUAUACGGGCGAUGUUCUCAACUUUGGCGUGGCUGUCGAGCAAGCCAAGUCUGCCGGUCUCAACGUUGAAAUGCUGGUGGUUGCUGAUGACGUCGGCGUUGGUCGUCAGAAAGCCGGCAAAGUAGGACGUCGGGGAAUUGCUGGAACUGUGCUUGUUCAGAAAAUCGCCGGAGCUCUCGCAGCACAAGGUGCUGACCUGGCAGAGGUUCACAGAAUCGGCAGACUGGCUGCGGAUAAUCUGGUCAGCGUUGGUGCCAGCUUGGAACAUGUGCAUGUCCCUGGUCAUGUUGCUGCUCAUGCGGACGACGGACUUAAACUUGGUGAAGUUGAGCUGGGCAUGGGUAUCCACAACGAGCCUGGGUCUGGCAAACGCACAGCCGAUUUACCUGAACUCGUGACAGCAAUGCUAGCACAAUUGUUGGAUCAAAGUGACAAGGACAGAGCAUUCCUUAGCAUCAAGUCGUCAGAUGAAGUGGUGCUCCUGGUUAACAACCUUGGUGGUGUUAGCGUUCUCGAGAUGGGAGGCAUCACCACCGAGGUCGUGACUCAGCUCAAGGGGCAAUACGACAUCCGUCCCGUACGAAUCUUGAGUGGCACCUACAUGACCAGUCUGAACGGUCUGGGAUUCAGUAUCUCGCUCCUCAAGGUUGCCGAUACAGGCAUCAAUGGGUCUACGAUGAUCCAAUUGCUAGAUGCUCCUUCGGAGGCUACAGGUUGGUCCGCCCCCAUCUCUACACAGACAUGGGAGGCAAAAGUCCAAUCAACCCGAGAGUAUAAGGAGGCGCCUAUAAGAAAAGUUCAACCAACUGGACUGAAGCUAAACCCUGCAACUGCGAAAGCGGCACUGGUGAGGGGCCUGGAGCGGGUAGUCGCAUCGGAGCCGGAAAUUACCAAGUACGACGAGGUUGUGGGCGACGGAGACUGUGGGUUUGGCUUGAAGCGCGGUGCUGAAGCUAUUCUUACGUUUCUGGCACAAAGAAAAUUCUCUGGCGAUGCAGUUGUCGAUGUAGCAGAUAUUGUGCUUCUUGUUGAGAAGACAAUGGAUGGCACAUCCGGCGCUCUGUAUACCAUUUUCUUAAAUGCUUUGGUUCGCUCACUCGCCGCUAUUCCUCCUGGUGAAGCCACAUCACAAGUCUGGGCUAAGGCACUGGAACAGAGCUCUGCAGCCAUGUCAAAGUAUACAAGCGCAAGGCCUGGCGAUCGAACGCUGGUCGACGCUUUGUAUCCUUUUAUUGAAGUGCUGGGCAAGACUGGAGAUGUAAAAGAGGCAGCAAAAGCCGCGAGCCUCGGCGCGGAGAAAACAAAGGGUAUGAAGGCCAGUCUGGGACGCACGGUUUACGUCGGAGGGACUGGAUUCCAAGAAUUCCCUGACCCCGGUGCUUGGGGCUUGCGAUGCUUCUUCCUUGGGCUUGCUGGAAUUGAGUCUACCAACUCUGUAUAA
This is a messenger RNA of Trichoderma virens Gv29-8, 1767 nucleotides long. RefSeq lists its product as uncharacterized. NCBI's taxonomy places the organism in Eukaryota, Fungi, Ascomycota, Sordariomycetes, Hypocreales, Hypocreaceae. Gene Ontology annotation, molecular function: ATP binding; glycerone kinase activity. The transcript has 2 exons. Gene Ontology annotation, cellular component: cytosol. Gene Ontology annotation, biological process: glycerol catabolic process. The coding region runs from base 1 to 1767 and encodes 588 amino acids. The record is from RefSeq and is a predicted model, not a curated record.